Molecule: messenger RNA, 1366 nt
Organism: Carica papaya (papaya)
Lineage: Eukaryota; Viridiplantae; Streptophyta; Magnoliopsida; Brassicales; Caricaceae
Source: RefSeq, a predicted model, not a curated record
GCUACACGCUCACCUCAACGGCUCCAUUAGAGACUCUACGCUCAUAGAGCUUGCUAGAGUUCUGGGUGAAAAGGGUGUCAUAGUAUUCUCAGAUGUGGAGCAUGUUAUCAUGAAAGAUGACCGUUCUUUACAUGAAGUGUUCAAGUUGUUCGAUUUGAUCCACGUUCUUACCACCGACCAUAAAACAGUGACCAGGAUCACCAAAGAAGUUAUUGAAGAUUUUGCAUCCGAGAAUGUUGUCUAUCUAGAGCUAAGAACAACUCCAAAGAGAAAUGAUUCAAUUGGAAUGAGCAAAAGGUCUUACAUGGAGGCAGUGUUGGAGGGUUUGAGAGCUGUCAACCAAGUCGAUGUUGAUUUCCCUCCUAAUUUGAACAUCGGGAGUCCUGUAAAUCUUCAAACUACUCACGUUGCAUGUAAUGGAACUGUUAGAAAGAAGAUAUAUGUUAGACUUCUGCUUAGCAUUGACCGUAGAGAGACUACUGAGGCUGCAAUGGAGACCGUUAACCUGGCGCUCGAAAUGAGAGAUUUAGGGUUAGGGAUAGUUGGUAUUGACCUCUCUGGAAAUCCUAUUGUAGGUGAAUGGAGUACAUUCUUGCCAGCACUAAAAUUAGCUAGGGAUCAUGGCCUUUAUAUCACUCUUCACUGUGGGGAGGUACCUAAUCCAAAGGAGAUACAAGAAAUGCUUAAUUUCCUCCCGCAAAGGAUUGGUCAUGCUUGUUGCUUUGGAGAGGAGGAGUGGAGAAUGUUGAAAUCAUCCAAAAUUCCAGUUGAGAUCUGUUUGACAUCGAACAUCAGGACUGAAACAAUUUCUUCAAUAGAUAUACACCAUUUUGCUGACCUGUAUAAAGCAAAGCAUCCAUUAGUCCUGUGUACUGAUGACACAGGAGUUUUCUCUACUAGUCUUUCUAAGGAGUACAGUCUUGCCGCUUCAGCAUUUGGUCUUGGUGAAAGAGAAAUGUUUUGUCUAGCAGAGAGCGCAAUUGACUAUAUAUUUGCAGAUGAUGAAGUUAAAGAGGACUUGAAAGCAAUAUUUGUUUCAGCCUCAAAGAACUUGGAUUCAUGACCGGUGGCAUCUUGAGGGGCACGUGCACCUCCUUGUUGUAUGGUUAGAGCCAGGUAUUGAAUUUGUUUACUCGGUUCGGAUGUAAAAUCUCUUCACUGUCUAUCUCCAAGAUCAGCUGAUAGCUUUGAUAUUAACUUUGCAGGCUGUUGAGCUUUUGUCUAUUUGAUUAGUCAGGUCUGGAUGGUGGAUUGUAUGAUGUUAGAAAUUAAACUUUGGUUUAUGCAGCAUUUUACAUUGGCAGAGUUAAAACUGUAUUGUGUACUUUCUCAAUUAAUUAAAAAUCCCAAUUAUGGAUUAUAACAA